UAUGAAGAAUGUGGGAAAUCUUGUACAAGUUCACACUCUAUUCAGCAUUCUGGAGCUUAUGUGGGAUUCAAACUUUAUGAAUGUGAUGAAUGUGGGAAAACUUUCUGUCAGAAGUCAAACCUUAAUGAACAUGUGAGAAUUCACACAAAGGAGAAAACUUAUGAUAACAAUGACUGUGGGAAAUCUUAUAGGUCACCCCUUAUAGGACAUCAGAGAACAGAAACAAAGAUGAAACUCUGUGAAGGCAGUGAAUGUGGAAAAACAUUCUUCGAGAUGGCAUGUCUCAAAGAACAUUGGAGAAUUCCCACUGAGGAGAAACCUUAUGAAUGUAUUGAAUGUGGGAAAACUUUCUUCACGUCAUCGCAUCUCAGAGCACAUCAGAGAAUUCACACAGGUGACAAACCCUAUGAAUGUAUUGAAUGUGAGAAAACUUUCUCUCACAAGACACACCUCAAUGCACAUCAGAGAAUCCACACAGGAGAGAAAACCUAUGAAUGUAUUGAAUGUGGAAAAUCUUUUACCUAUAAUUCAGCCCUAAAAGCACAUCAGAGAAUUCACACAGGUGAGAAACCCUAUGAAUGUACUGACUGUGAGAAAACUUUUGCCCAUAAUUCAGUCCUCAGAACACAUCAGAGAAUUCACACAGGGGAGAAACCUUAUGAAUGUAAAGAAUGUGGAAGGUCUUUUGCCCGUGUUUCUGUUCUCAAAGCACAUCAAAGAAUUGAUACAGGGGAGAAACCCUAUGACUGUAAUGAAUGUAGGCGAUCUUUUACCUACAAUUCAGCUCUACGAUCACAUCAGAGAAUUCAAACAGGUAGGAAUCUCUAUGAAUGUAGUGACUGUGAGAAAACUUUUACCCAUAAUUCAGCCCUCAGAGUACAUCAGAGGAUUCACACAGGGGAGAAACCUUAUGAGUGUAAUGAAUGUGAGAAAACUUUUGCCCAUAAUUCAGCGCUUAGAGCACAUCAGAAAAUUCACACAGGAGAGAAACUCUAUGAAUGUAAUGAAUGUGAGACAACUUUUUCUCAAAAGACAUACCUCAGUAAACAUCAUAGAAUUCACACAGGUGAAAAACCCUAUGAAUGUGGUGAAUGUGGGAAAACUUUCUCUUGGAAAUCAUACCUCAGUGGACAUGAAAGAAUUCACACGGGGGAAAAACCCUAUGAAUGUAACAUAUGCGGGAAAACUUUUGUCCAUAAGGCAGCCCUCAUAGUACAUCAAAGAAUUCACACAGGGGAGAAACCCUAUGAAUGUAAUGAAUGUGGGAAGACGUUCUCCCAAAGAACACACCUCUGUGCACAUCAGAGAAUUCAUACCGGGGAAAAACCCUAUGAGUGUAAUGAAUGUGGGAAAACUUUUGCUGGUAAUUCAGCCCUCAGGGCCCAUCACCGAAUCCACACAGGGGUGAAACCCUACGAAUGUGGUGAUUGUGGGAAAACUUUCUCUGAGACAUCGCAUCUUAAAACACAUCUUAGGACCCACACAGGGGAGAAACCCUAUGAAUGUAAUGAAUGUGGGAAAACGUUCUCUGAGAAGUCUUAUGUUAGUGCACAUCAGAGAGUACACACAGGGGAGAAACCCUAUGAAUGUAAUAUAUGUGGGAAACCAUUUGCCCAUAACUCAACCCUUAGAGUGCAUCAGAGAAUUCACACAGGUGUGAAAUCCUAUGGAUGUAAUGAAUGUGGGAAAACUUUCUCCCAGAAGUCACACCUUAGUGCACACCAGAGGACUCACACAGGGGAGAAACCCUAUGAGUGUAAUGAAUGUGGGAAAGCUUUUGCCCACAAUUCAACUCUCAGAGCACACCAGAGAAUUCACACAGGGGAGAAACCCUAUGAAUGUGGUGAAUGUGGGAAAACUUUUGUUCGUAAGGCAGCUCUUAGAGUACAUCACACCAGAAUGCAUACCAGAGAGAAAACCCUAACACAUAAUGAAUUUGAGAAGUCCUGAAUUAACUCAUACCUCAUUUUAUACCACACAGCACAGAAACUCUUGUCAUGUAGACUGGAAAAUUGUUUUCCUUAACAUUUUCCUUUUCCACUAGGCUCAUAGCUUGUUGAAAAUCCCAAUCUCAUUCAUCCAGGUGGGCUAACCAAAGAAUAUGAAGCUAAUGAUAUAUAUUACAUUUAGUCCUGGCCCUUAAGCAUCUUAUAGUCUUCCUGGUCCAUGGUAAGAUGGGAUUGAGAUGAUUUCCACAGCAAGUUGGCUUUUGUGUGUUGAAUGUGGUGGAGCACAAGGUCAAAAGAAGCUAGAGUCUGAGUAACUUUGGAUCUUCAUCGUUUGUUUUUCAAGCAAGAAUUAGGUUUGUUUUCCAUUGAGCUCUCACAGAUUUGACUUACUAGUUAAAUGCAUUGUUUUGCUAACUCUGUUAGACUGGGAUAAAUCCUACCAAUAUAAUACAUGUCAGAAGAACUAUAAGAAUUCACUUUUAUUGUAUAUCAGACUUCACAUGAAGAAGAAAACUAUCAACAUUCUGAAUGAUCAGAAGCCUUCAUUAAAGUCAGAGACAUUUCGGGGAAAAACACAGAAGCCUUCACAACAAAAUUAAUUGCAUUAAACAUCAGAUAGGAUAAAAUUUUAUAUUUUGAAUAAACGAUUUUUAACAAAUAUUGAA
Molecule: messenger RNA, 2614 nt
Organism: Carlito syrichta (Philippine tarsier)
Lineage: Eukaryota; Metazoa; Chordata; Mammalia; Primates; Tarsiidae
Product: zinc finger protein 658B-like
Biological process (GO): regulation of transcription by RNA polymerase II
Molecular function (GO): DNA-binding transcription factor activity, RNA polymerase II-specific; RNA polymerase II cis-regulatory region sequence-specific DNA binding
Source: RefSeq, a predicted model, not a curated record